Batrachochytrium dendrobatidis JAM81 is the source of this 753-nucleotide messenger RNA. RefSeq lists its product as uncharacterized. The coding region runs from base 1 to 753 and encodes 250 amino acids. Lineage: Eukaryota; Fungi; Chytridiomycota; Chytridiomycetes; Rhizophydiales. The record is from RefSeq and is a predicted model, not a curated record. The transcript has 5 exons.
AUGGCAGAUACAGGUUCGCAUCCAUCCAUCUUAGUAGCUGUUCGCAUUCAUCGCAACAAUCAACACACUCAAUCUGAUUCUAUUGACCUUGUCAAGCUUUGUAAGCUUGUUACUCAAUCCAAACCCUAUGCAACGCAAAUCGCUAUAGCAUACCCACAAUCGGAUACUUUGCUUCAUGAUGCACUUGUUGGAACCUUUCAUCCUACUGCAGUGGAACCAGAUGACAAAAGGGUUGUGCUGGUUCCUGUGGUCAAAUGGGGAAGGUUUAUCCCAGCCUUGAAUGCUCUACUUCUCGAAGCCGUGAACGGAGGAUUCAAGUAUAUUCUGUACCAAAGUGUCGAAGCAGUCGUAUCCGCCAAUGAAAUCCAUACAAUGAUCUCUUGGUUUGAUCAAGAUACGCUGGUUGUUGGAAAGGCACUUUCCGGACAUGCAUUUACUGUAGGCAAGCAACGAUUAAAUGGAGUUACAACACCAUGGAACACAUUGGCUUUGUGGGCGGUAUCCAAGCUAAAAUGUCUUGGAUUUCUCAUGGUAGCAGAAGGCUCUGAAGAUGUCCAAGGCGGAGUAGAAGAAGUUUCUGCGAUUGCGGUAUUUCAGAAACUGGUUUCUCCCAAUCAUGCAAAAGCAAUUCUUUUACGUAUGUCUGAAGAUCCAUCUCAAGAUUGGGAUACUCAAUGGACUGAUCAAGGCAGACAAGCAUGGCAUGAUAAAAAGCUGACAGUAAUACGGCCUGUUGUGUGGGUAGUUGAAUAG